GUUGUCGGUUAGGUUUAUGCGCCCCGACGAGCAGGCCUUACUGUGCCGAGGCUCCUCCGCUUACAGUAGUUAAAGGAUGGCAACUUACGCGAUCUAGGGUUUACCUGCCAUGGCGGACGGCGACCGCUGGACCAGCAAAUGGCGCCCAUCGGGUGCACCCUCGGAGCAGCCGCACAGCCAAGGCCGCAGCGAGCGCGAGGGCUUUGGAACAUCUAACACCGCGUGGCAGCGAUGGCGUGGCAACCAGCGCGGGGACGGUGGCACCGGCAGCGACCGCCCCUCGGCACCACAGCAACACCGGGAUCACGAGCCCCAACCACAGCGCCAACAACAACAACAACAGCAGCAGCAGCAGCGCGCCGAUGGCUGGGGACGUGGGUACCAGCGUCACGACAGCGGGGGCGGCCGGCAGGGGGCGCAGGACCAGCGGCAGCGCCAGCCUCAGCAGCACGGCGGAGGGCAGGGCCGGUCCCGGGAGGAGACUGCGCCCUUGGACGCCGGCACGGAGGCUGCGGAUGACGAGGCGGCGGUGGACUUGCUGCAGCAGGAGUUUGGGCAGAUGGGCUUGGGCGACGGGUUUGGGUUCGUCGGUGGGCGGGCAGGGGCGUCAGGACCGGUGGACGGGCGGCGGCGUCAGGAGGCCGGCGCCCUGGAGGUAGCCGAGGCUAGUACAGCGGGGUGGCGAGGCGAGGCGGCGCUCGUGGUGCCGGUUCCUGAUGGGGACAUGGGGCUACCGGCCCUGGAAGCGGCUGUGGCGUCAGACGCUGUGGCGGGCUGGAGCCUGGAGCAGCUGGGCCGGGCGGCGGCGUCGCUUGUCGACGCGUGGGAGGUCAGGGCAAAGCCUUCCCCAACACACGCCGCCUCCGGCACGACUGGGGGUUGGCACCAAUACCCCUUCCAGGUGUGCUACACGCCACGCGAGGCCGCUGUGGUGAACGCCAUUGCCGCGGCCGCCAUCUGCGCCGCGGCUGCCCUGCAGCAGCGGCUGCAGCGCACCACGCCGCAGCACGCGCAGGCGGUGGCGCGGCUUCUGCGGAUGUGCGCGCGUGCGAAUUACUGGAGCGGCCCCGGCGAGGCAGCUGUGCGGAAGGCAUUGCAGCAGCGCAGCAGCGCGGCGGGCGAUGGGCCAGGCGCGGCCGCAGGCCUGGCCGACGAAUGGGCGUGGCCAGGCCUGUCGCCCACCGUGCCCGCUGCUGCCCGCGAGGUGCCCGCUGCAGCGUCUGUCCCCGCGUCUGCGCCUGGUGCAACCAACCGCGAGGCAAGCGACGGCGCCGGAGCCGCACCGCUGGGCUCCCCAACCUGCCACAGCCAGUUGUCCUCACAGCCACAGCCACAACACUCACAACCGUCGCUUCCGUACACGACAGUGGGCCAGGCGCUGGUGGCGGCGCUCGCCGCGAACGACUGCGCCCUGCUGGCACAGCUGGACGUCACGUGCGCAGCGAAUGUGGCUUGGUCGCUCUCACGUGCCGGCGUGCUGGCUUCCUUGGCCCACUACGACACAGCCGCCCACCCGGGCAACUACGUCGUGAAGCUGCUGAAGAGCCUGGACGAAGGCUCGGGCUGCGGCCGCGGAGAGGCGAAAGCGGCGGCGGCACUGCUGGCGGAGGCGCCGGCGGCACUGACGCAAGAGCUGCGGGCGCGAUGCCAGGCGCUGAUGACGGAAGCUACGGCGGGGGAACUGUGCGGCAUGAGCUUCGCCUCCAGUGACGCGGCAACGCUGCAGGCGGCAUCCGCGCCUGCGGCUGGGAGUGGCGGCGAUGGCAGCCGCAGCAGCUGCAGGAACAGCCGGCUGCUAGCCGACCUGGCCGCCGAUGCACUGCAGGAGGUGGCGUCGCGAUUGGAGGCAGCUGUGUUUCUGGGUUUGGAGGCGGCAGGCUCAGGCGGCUCGAAAGUGGCGUGGGGCAGUGAGCCGCGCAUGCGCACCUUCCUGCCGCGCGAGCUGGCGUGUGUUGCCUUCUCGGCGGGCAAGCUCGGGUUGGGGGCCAACCCAUUGGCGCGGCUGCUUACGGCGCUGUCAGAGUACCUGAUCUGCACGCGUGGGCGGCUGCCAUGGAACGCGAGUACGUUGGGCAUCUUUGUCUGCGGCGCGUCCAAGCUGGUCGUUGCCGCCGCCCGCUCCAGCACUGCCACCACCACCACCACCACCAGCAGCAGCGGCAGCAGCCAGGAGCUGCGCCGGUGCUGCGCACAGCUUCUGGAGACGGUGGAGGAGUGUGUGCUCGGGCUGCCGCCCUCCAAGCUGGACCCGCGCUCCGUCAGCUUCCUGUUGUCGUACCUGGGUCGCAUGGGCGCGGGCCACGUGUCACGGCACGUGGAGUCCCACCUGACGGGCGCGCUGAUGCUCCACAGCCCCGCCUCUUUGGAGCCACGCAACGCCUGCCACCUGUUGUUCGGGCUGUGCGCCAACGGCCCGGCGGCGGCGGCGGGCAGGCGUGGUGGCGGCGGCGGCGGCGAAGACGGGGGAGCCGGAGGGCGGAGCAGGUACAUGGCAUUUGAGGGCGGCGUGGCGAGGCAGGACCCCAUGCUGGCGCACCUGUGCGCGGCGCUGGCGGCGGCGGCGGCGAGGCGGCUGUCGCCGGCAGACGUGUGCAUGGCGGUAACGUCGCUGUCGCGACUGCAUGGCGGCAAAGUGCUGGCCAGCCAGGUGCCCGAGGUGGUGGCUGCGCUGGAGAACCUGGCGGCGCACGUGGCGCGCCGCGGCUUCGGCGCCGGCGCGGACGACGACGCGGCGGCAGUGCCAUUCACAUGCCGCGAGGUCUCGAACUUCAUCGUGGCCCUGGCGCAGCUCAAGUUCUACAGUCCGGGGGUGCUUGCGGCGCUGCGCGACCACGCGGCGGCGGGCGGCCUGGAGCCCGCCAGCAGCUGGGACACGUCGGCACUGCUGUACGGCCUCGCCUGGCUCAACUACGACUGGAGGGAUGGGCUUGUGCUGGCGAGGGAGGGAGGCGGAGGGGGUGGUAGAGGGUAUGCUGGCGGUGGGGCGGCGGCUAUGCCGCCGCCUCCCCGGUCGCCGGCUCUGGCGGUCGACCUUGUUGGGCUGCUGGCGGAUGUGGUGGUGCGCAAGGGCCGCGGCGCCUCCAGCCAAGACCUUACCAAUGCGCUGUGGGGCCUGACAAUCAUGGAAGGCGCGCUGGACCGAUACCGGGAUGCAGUUAAAGCGCUGGUCGCGGAGGCAAACGCACGCGGCGCGCACAGCUUCCACCCGCGCGACCUGAAGCAAGUGUGGCCCGUUGAGCGCGAGCUGCGGGCGCUGCCGGCGCCUUACACCCGCCUGUCGGACGACCUGGUUCGGGCGGGCCGGCUAAACAGCUCCGAGUGUGACCACACCUUCUCUCGGGUGCAGGGCGACCUCAACCGCACCCUCAGCGCCAUGCACCGCAGUGGCCGCUGGCCGGGCCUGCGCGACCUGCAGUACGAGCAGGAGCUGGUGCCUGGUGGCGACAUGCUGAUGAAGAUUGACGUGCAGGUGACUGUGGAGCGCCGCGGCGGCGAGCUGGCACGUGUGGCGGUGGAGUUCGACGGGCCCUUCCACUUCAUGGUCAACGAGCCCUACUGCUAGCGUCGGGUUGACGGUCGUACCGCACUGCGCAACCGAGUGUUGGAGCGACACCUGGGGCGGGAAAACGUGGCGGUGGUCAACAUGGAGGAGUGGGUGGAGGCGUCGCGUGACGACACGCACGGCAUGCCGGGCCGAUGGCGGCUGCUGGCGGAAAAGAUCGGGCUGGGCGCGCCCGUGUUCUAGUGGCGGUUGUACGACCUUGCCUUGAGCGGGGGGGAAUUACAGAGAUGCAGGAGCGAGUGGAUGCCUGGAGCUUUGGGAGUACGCGCGUAGUACGCGGCGAGGAAGGGGUAGCUCAGGUUUGGAUUCUCACAUGGUGCACCAUGCAUCACUUUGCCAAUACUCUGGGCAACUGCGAUUUCUGCAGCUUUACACGUCUUACGGUCACUACACUCAC
Messenger RNA from Chlamydomonas reinhardtii, 3959 nucleotides. RefSeq lists its product as uncharacterized. The transcript has 10 exons. The record is from RefSeq and is a predicted model, not a curated record. Bases 110 to 3562 code for a protein of 1150 amino acids. NCBI's taxonomy places the organism in Eukaryota, Viridiplantae, Chlorophyta, Chlorophyceae, Chlamydomonadales, Chlamydomonadaceae.